Molecule: messenger RNA, 1072 nt
Organism: Carassius auratus (goldfish)
Lineage: Eukaryota; Metazoa; Chordata; Actinopteri; Cypriniformes; Cyprinidae
Gene: bglapl
Product: bone gamma-carboxyglutamate (gla) protein, like
Exons: 4
Coding region: 69-566 (165 amino acids)
Biological process (GO): bone development; regulation of cellular response to insulin stimulus; response to vitamin K
Cellular component (GO): extracellular region
Molecular function (GO): structural constituent of bone; hydroxyapatite binding; calcium ion binding
Source: RefSeq, a predicted model, not a curated record
GACGGAUGUCAGACAGGAGAGACCAACAACACUAUCAACUGAGGGAAGAAACCCAAACCUGAAGAGCCAUGAAGACUCUGAGUCUCCUGAGCGUCUGCGCUCUGCUGUCUGUCUUCACAUCUAUGGGAGUGUACACAGAGCCAGACGCCGCUGAUGAUCCUGCAGCCGAGGUGGUGCUUCCUCCCACCGGAGCUCCGGCUGAUUCUGACUCUUCCUCAGCAUCCUCAGCAUCCUCAUCUGCCUCAGACUCCGACUCCGCUUCCUCUGAGUCCGACUCUGCAUCCGACUCCGCGUCUGAUUCUGCAUCAGAUUCUGCCUCUUCCUCGUCUGAAUCCAACUCCGUCAGCGCUGAAGGCACUCCUGCCCCUCACGUGCUGCUGAAGAGAGAUGUGGCAGCGUCACUGCUGCGUCACCGGAGAGCUGGAGCUCCUGCAGCCAAACUGAGUCUUCAGCAGCUGGAGAGUUUGCGAGAGGUUUGUGAAGUGAAUCUGGACUGUGAACACAUGGCUGAAACUGCUGGGAUCGUAGCAGCUUAUACGGCGUAUUAUGGACCAAUCCCAUACUAACACACACACACACACACACACACACACAGACCUCUGAUGUCUUCAUCCUCAGAUAAUGAUACCCUCACACAAGCUUUCCUAUUUGUUUGUUAAUUGUUUUUCAAGACAGUGUAAUGUAGGUGAUUUCAGGUUUAGUUGUCCUUUCCCUGGGAGAAAUCAGUAUAGAAAUAUCUUGAUUUUUCAUGUUUAUAUGCCAGUGAUUGAACAAUUAUAGACUCAAAUUACUCACUGUUAGUGAAAUGUGUUUAACUCUUCUUUAUUAUCCCUGUGUAUAGAUAUGAAGCAUAGUUUAGGUUAAAUUAGACCCAUUAAAUGGAUUGUUGAAGAAGUAAAUGGUUCUUGUUGCUAUUUUUGUGAAUCAAAGGUGCUAUUUCAAACUGACUGAAGGCAGUUCUGUAUAUAAAACACAUGAGAUGUUUAUUAACAUGUUACCUGAUGCUGUUGACAUUGUUGUCAAUUUUUUCUAUUUUAUUGUGCACAUAAUUUUUUGUAAAAACGUAUACUAU